AUGAUUCUCUUAUGGCUGCUUAGCUGGAUAGUCUACACAGUCUACGCAGCGAAUGCGGUGCCAGGCCAACAUGAACUACACGCGCGUCAAAAUGAGGUAGACUUGAAGACUAUAAUGGAUCAAGUCGAUAUCAUAAUUGGACCUUCUGACACCCAAUCUUCUAAUGGAACCUUUUAUCAAGACGAUCGACCCGUUGUAGUCAAUCUGACUCCAGUCUACCGGAUGGGCUUUUUCGAAUUCUACAAACCGACGUUCCUCGAAGAGCGCCACUUCUACGGCAACCUCGUACUCUGCGGCCAGGCAUUCGCACAAGAAAUGAUUUCGCGGCAGACCUGUCACCAUCGUUCCAAAAUCCCUGCCAGAUUCGUUGAUUGCCGCAAUCUCAACACUCGUUUCUACGUCGUCAACCAGGCUGAUUCGCUUACGUACGGCGUUGUUACAGCCAUGAUCGGAGCGACAGGAGGUUUCUUGGCGUCGAGCGACACGGCGGCCACGAAAUUCUUUGUCGAUAGAAUUGAUACGCCGGGGAAGGUGGUGUGGGCGGGAGGGCUGACGUGGCAAUUCAGUGAGGCUGUAAAUGCGACGGUGGAGGGUGGUAAUGGGACUGUUUUUUCCGCGGGAAAUUUGAAUCCGGAGUGA
Bacidia gigantensis is the source of this 639-nucleotide messenger RNA. RefSeq lists its product as uncharacterized. The coding region runs from base 1 to 639 and encodes 212 amino acids. The transcript is spliced from 2 exons. Lineage: Eukaryota; Fungi; Ascomycota; Lecanoromycetes; Lecanorales; Ramalinaceae. The record is from RefSeq and is a predicted model, not a curated record.